AUGUCGAACAAAAAGAAUUUGGAACUGUAUGUCAAGUUUGCCAAUGAAAUCGCAAAGUUUAGGUUCGAUUUUCGUGAUUUCAUUCAAGGCUUACUUUUUGUUGAAUUCGGAGUUUCCUUGGAUGUUGGUAAGGACAUACACGCACCAAUUAAAAUGAAGCCACUAAAAGAAUGUGAGCUUCCGAGAGCCAUGACCAUUAUAGACUUCCUUAUAGCUUUAUAUACAUCAAGGUUCUGCCAUUCUGAUUAUUUAGAUUUAUUUUUACAAUUUGUAUCCCAAGAACCUUGCGAGAAUCGACUAAAAUGUGCUGGAUAUUUGCUAAAGAUUAUCGGAGCUAAACUCGAACGCGAAAGAUCAAGCACGAUCGAAGAAAGUUUUGCAAGAAUCAAACAGAACCAAAAAAGUCAAAAAUAUAAAAUUUUAUUCGAAAAAAUUGAAAAAUUGUCAAUUAAUAAAUGGAUAUUUGAUUCCGAAGAGGAUGAGAAGAGCUACAUGCUGGCAAUGGGUGCUGAUUGGAAGAAAAAUGAAGAGGAAGUGCAAGUUGAUGAAAAGAACAGUAAAUUUGAAACUAAAAGUAGUGUAAAAGCUAGGAAGAAAGUUAGGAAUAAAAAAGAGAAGAUAUCUGAAAGAGCAAAUCUUGAGGAAUUGAGAAUAUGUGCUGUUGGAGAUAACAUGGACAACAAAGAAGUAUCAUCAUUGUUAAAACUAGACCAGAAGAGAUCUAUAGCUUCAACUGAAGAUCAAGAAAGACUUUCAGGUUCCAAUUUAGAUCAAGGAGAACCAUCGACAUCUAAUUUGCACCAAAGAGGACCUUCGACUUCUAAUAUGAACUAA
Messenger RNA from Chironomus riparius, 834 nucleotides. NCBI's taxonomy places the organism in Eukaryota, Metazoa, Arthropoda, Insecta, Diptera, Chironomidae. The record is from the annotation of a GenBank genome assembly.